AUAUUACCAGCGCGCCUAUAUAUUCUACCUGUGUUUUUCUAAUUCACUUGUCUUCCCCUGAUAUUUCUCCUAAUACUUUCCACGUUAUAGUUUAUCUCUCUCUUUCUCUCUAGGUUGGUCUGAGAUAUGGUUAAGUCUCAAAGCUUUGAGAAGGUGGGACUGAAGAAAGGGCCAUGGACUCCUGAAGAAGACCAGAAGCUUUUGGCUUACAUCGAAGAGCAUGGGCAUGGAAGCUGGCGAGCCUUGCCUGCCGAAGCUGGGCUUCGAAGAUGCGGGAAGAGCUGUAGACUCAGGUGGACCAACUACCUUCGGCCAGAUAUCAAGAGAGGAAAGUUUAAUUUGCAGGAAGAACAAUCAAUCAUUCAGCUGCAUGCUCUUCUUGGAAACAGGUGGUCAGCCAUUGCUGCUCACUUGCCGAAAAGAACCGAUAACGAGAUCAAGAAUUACUGGAACACACAUCUAAAGAAAAGAUUAGAUAAAAUGGGCAUUGAUCCUGUGACACACAAGCCAAAAGUUGAUUCUUUCGGCUCAGGGAGUGGUCAUUCCAAUGGUGCUGCCACUUUAAGCCACAUGGCUCAAUGGGAGAGUGCUCGACUAGAGGCCGAAGCCAGAUUUGUUCGUGAGUCAAAGUUAAGUGUACCUAUUCCUCCCAAAAAAUUACUAGGCUCUGCAGUUUCAGCUCAAGUCUCCAGCAAAGGUGGUGCAGCUCCAACAGCAAGACCACAGUGUCUUGAUGUACUCAAAGCAUGGCAAGGGGUCGUUUUCAGCAUGUUCUCGGUAGGCAGCAGUGGCUCUCUCGAGUCUCCAACAUCCACAUUGAAUUUCUCAGAAAAUGCACUAGCCAUCCCACUCGUUGGAGUUCGGAAAAAUCCAACCACCACACUAGCUUUUGCCACAAAUAAUGCUACAUGCAACAGAGAGGCAACGGCCAGUGAAUUUGAUAGGGGAAACCAGUUGGAGUGCUUUGAGAAACUGAAAGAAACAGCACAAGUGAAACGAAAUUUGGAUAGUUCAAUGGCAAUUCAUGAUAUAAGCCCGUAUGCCAGCGAUCAUAAUGCUUGGUUUGUUGACUCUUCAGCGAAUGAAAACGCGCCUAUGGGGAAUAUCAUUGAUGGAUCAAUCUGUUGGAUGCUUCUCCAACUGGGUCAUCUGUAUUUUGAUCAUCUAACUAUUGCUACUUCUAAAGCCUAAUUGUAGGGUUUGACUGAGGGACUCGUAAUGGUUAAUUUCAAUAUUGCAUCAAGUGUAACAUUAGAUCUUUAUAAAUAAAGGUUCUUUAAA
Populus euphratica (Euphrates poplar) is the source of this 1281-nucleotide messenger RNA. RefSeq names its product transcription factor MYB76-like. Bases 127 to 1191 code for a protein of 354 amino acids. NCBI's taxonomy places the organism in Eukaryota, Viridiplantae, Streptophyta, Magnoliopsida, Malpighiales, Salicaceae. The transcript is spliced from 3 exons. The record is from RefSeq and is a predicted model, not a curated record.